AUGGCGCAACUGCAGCAGCAGGUGGAGGUCUGCAUCAUGGAAGAGCGCUUUGAUGUACUGGAGGAGAUAUCGACUCUGGCCUCACAACACCAGGAGCUGCAACAGCUUGCAGAGUCCUGGAAAACCUCCGGCCAGGGCCUGGGCCCGGCCUACUCGGCUGGCAUCCAGCGCUUCGAGGAACUGUCCCCCGAGGAGGCCCAGGAGGCGUGGCUACGACAGGAGGACGCCCAACGCCAAGCCGAAGAAGCUCGGCUGCGGGAGCAGGAGGAGGCCCAGCAACGAUGGCUCGCGGAGCAGGCGGAGGCCCAGCGCCGGCUGGCCGAAGAGCAGGAGGAGGUCGAGAGGAUCGAGCGCGAGCAAGCAGCUCGCGAGCAACAGCGGCUUGCGGCCGAGGCCGAGGAGGUCGCAAGAGAGGAGGCGGAGAAGCAGAUGCGCGAUGAGGAGGAGGCCCGCAUCAGGGCCCUGGACGACAUCCGCGCGCAGGCUGUGGAGGAGGAGAAACGCCGGAGGGGGGAGUCCGCCAACGAGGAGCAUUCCUCCAGCGCCAUGUCCGCGCAG
Molecule: messenger RNA, 558 nt
Organism: Symbiodinium natans
Lineage: Eukaryota; Dinophyceae; Suessiales; Symbiodiniaceae
Source: the annotation of a GenBank genome assembly